This is a messenger RNA of Liolophura sinensis, 4476 nucleotides long. RefSeq lists its product as uncharacterized. The record is from RefSeq and is a predicted model, not a curated record. Bases 372 to 1781 code for a protein of 469 amino acids. Gene Ontology annotation, biological process: protein modification by small protein removal. Gene Ontology annotation, molecular function: peptidase activity. The transcript is spliced from 11 exons. Lineage: Eukaryota; Metazoa; Mollusca; Polyplacophora; Chitonida; Chitonidae.
CAUGGCACUAGUCAUUUCUGUCGAUUCAUUCAGUGAUCACGUGUAUACGUCAUAACGUUGUGAUUUUCUGGAAUCUUCCAAACUGAGAUAUUGUAUUUAAAGGUGACUACCUGGUGAUGAAGAAUUCUAUGUCAUGGUUGUCGUGAAUGUUAUGCAUGCGAACACGGGUGUAUUGACGUUUGCUUCAUAACAACAACAACAGCCCACAACGUGCCGAGUUAGCCCGCUGCCGUGCGAAUACCUUAAAAGUGCUCUUGAUUAUAAGUCGAUCAGACCAAUAGUGAAUUAGUCAUUGUAUUUAAGAACAAGGAAAAGAGUAAGGUGACGUGUAAGAACUUAAAUUUCGACGAAAAGGGAGUACGGCUGGCUUGAUGAUGGAUGGCCUCCCGGUAAAGCUGUAUAUUUACGACAUCUCUAAAGGCAUGGCCAGAGGCAUGUCUAUGGCCCUUUUAGGAAAACAGAUAGAUGGGGUGUGGCACACGAGUGUUAUGGUGUAUGGGCAGGAAUUCUAUUUUGGGGGAGGAGGGAUCGAGAGCUGUCCACCAAUGGGUACCAUACUGGGCCAGCCAGACUCUAUCCAGGAUAUGGGUACAACUCAAGUGCCUCAGGAAGUCUUCAGGGAUUAUCUCCAGGAACUGUCCGCAUCUGCAUUCCGGCCUGAGUGUUACCAUUUGCUUGAGCACAACUGUAAUACAUUUAGCUCUGAAGUUUGUCAGUUUCUGACUGGAAAGGACAUCCCCUCCCACAUCACCAGUCUUCCUGCUGAAGUCAUGACAACUCCAUUUGGUCAGAUGCUAAAACCACUAUUAGAUUCCAUGUCUGUUACGCCAGAGGGGGGUCAUCGGGUUUUUCCCCAGGGAACCUCGCCAGGAACGCCCCCUAAAGGAACAACACGGUCGGCAUCACAAAGUCAACCCAAAGCGGAAUCUGCUAUUAACAAAACCUCCAGCGACUGUGCAGCUCACCCAAAGGCAGAUGUCCUGGACAGGGAGCCUGUUGUGUUUACCACAACUGUACAACAGAUUCUGGAUGAGAACAACAUGACGAGGGAGUCUCUGAAGUCUGUCCUUUCCCCGGAGUCUGUGAAGCUGACAGAGGCCAUGAUGGACUUCCUUAUGGUCACUAAUGGCUGUCUCACCUCCCUCGGUGUAGAGCAUAUCCAAGCCCUAGGUGCAGUGUUGCUGAACUCUACAUCCUGUGACAGAAUUCGUCAGGUGGCUGGCUCUCUACUUCAGCUGACCAGUCUUAAGCCCCAGGGCGUAGAGGCCAUGAAGGCUGACCGUCAGCACACCCUGUCCACCAUGCUUCAGGCAGGGGAGAGUCUCCCACAGCACCUACUCCCCACCCUUAUCAAAAUGGUUGUCAAUUGUGGCUCCAGUAAAGCGGGUCAUCAGCUUCUUACCUCAACGUCACCUGUCACUGUGGCCAAAGUGACCAGCACAAAUCUGAGACUGACCACUGCCCUCUGUGUCCUGAGUCUGCUAGGUGAUCGGCCCGAGGCCUGGGGUGUAGGGGCUGCUGCCGUCACUAAUCUCCUCUACUACGGGGUGAGUGCUGAUACCUCUGUGGAGUUGGCCAGUGCUGUGUUACAGUGUUUGACAAAGGAGCUCUCAGAAAAGACAGCAAAUCUUCUUCUUUGGAAUAUGGUGAAAAUGAUGAGGACCAACCGUGAGGUUCGGGACCUGGCGAGUGUGAUGGGUGUGGACUGGGAACGGUUUUCCUCUCUCUCCAUUAACUGCAGGACACUGACUCAGGAGGGCAGGAAACUGCUGGCCUCAUGAGGCUGAGGAACAUUUGGGGGACUCGUGGAUCUUAUGAGUACCCUGACCCAGAAAGACAGGAAACUGCUGGCCUCAUGAGGCUGAGGAACAUUUGGGGGACUCAUGGAUCUUAUGAGUACCCUGACCCAGAAAGACAGGAAACUGCUGACCUCAUGAUUCUCGGGAAUAUUUGGGGGACUGGUGGAUCUUAUAAGUACUCUGACUCAGAAAGACAGGAAACUGCUGACCUCAUGAGGCUUGUGAACAGUUUGGGGGACUGGUGGAUUUUAUGAGUACCCUGACUCAGGAAGACAGGAAACUGCUGACCUCAUGAGGCUUGGGAACAGUUUGGGGGACUGGUGGAUCUUAUGAGUAUUCUGACUCAGGAAGACAGGAAACUGCUGACCUCAUGAGGCUUGGGAACAGUUUGGGGACUGGUGGAUCUUAUGAGUAUUCUGACUCAGGAAGACAGGAAACUGCUGACCUCAUGAGGCUUGGGAACAGUUUGGGGGACUGGUGGAUCUUAUGAUUACUCUGACUCAGAAAGACAGGAAACUACUGACCUCAUGAGGCUUGGGAACAGUUUGGGGACUGGUGGAUCUUAUGAUUACUCUGACUCAGAAAGACAGGAAACUGCUGACCUCACAAGGCUUGGGAACAGUUUGGGGACUGGUGGAUCUUAUGAGUACUCUGACUCAGAAAGACAGGAAACUACUGACCUCAUGAGGCUUGGGAACAGUUUGGGGACUGGUGGAUCUUAUGAUUACUCUGACUCAGAAAGACAGGAAACUGCUGACCUCAUGAGGCUUGGGAACAGUUUGGGGACUGGUGGAUCUUAUGAGUAUUCUGACUCAGGAAGACAGGAAACUGCUGGCUGGGUGACCUCGCAAAUGUGAUGAGUGUUGGCUUGGACUAGUGUAUAUUAAAUUAUAUUGGAGCCAGUGUAACAAAAUUAGAAUUGAAGGGUCUUCUCGUUGAAGUGCAAUAAAAUCAAACACAUUUCCGGCUUAAUUGCUCAGUGGGGAUAAUCUGUGAUUAUUCACACCAGAAUCUUGCUCUUCAUCAGAAUUUUGUUGUUUAGGCGAAUGUUAAAAAUCAGGAAUAUCAACACAGAUAGCAUGAAGAUGUUCAAUAAGUUGUCAGUAGUUUCAUGGUCAUUAAUAUAUAAGUUGUAUUUAUUGAAUGGUGUAAGUUCUCCAUAAGGCUUAUUUUAAGGAUUUUAUUAUAUACAUAUACAUGUAUAGUUCCACUGACAAAACUGAUUUGUGUUACUCAUCAGUUAGAUUGGAGAAGCACUGUUAAUACAGACAUACAUAUCAACAGUAUAUUUUAUGUUGGUUGGUCAUGUGAUUAAGAAUCUACUUCUGACUGGUGUUACUGUCAGCUGUGAUUUACUGCUGCAUCACUACAGGAGUUCAGUGCCAAUAGUGCUGCUACACGUAUGUGCUAUAUGAACCAGUUUGACACGCCUCGCCAGUUCAGUGCAAAUAGUGCUGCUACACGUAUGUGGUGUAUGAACCAGUUUGACACGCCUCGCGAGUUCAGUACAAAUAGUACUGCUACACGUAUGCCUAAUUAUGUGGUAUAUGAACCAGUCUGAUAAGCCUCACGAGUUCAGUACAAAUACUGCUGCUACACGUAUGUGGUAUAUGAAUCGGUCUGAUAAGCCUCACGAGUUCAGUACAAAUAAUGCUGCUACACGUAUGUCUAAUUAUGUGGUGUAUGAAUCAGUCUGAUAAGCCUCACGAGUUCAGUACAAAUAGUGCUGCUACACGUAUGUGGUGUAUGAACCAGUCUGAUAAGCCUCACGAGUUCAGUACAAAUAGUGCUGCUACACGUAUGUGGUGUAUGAACCAGUCUGAUAAGCCUCACGAGUUCAGUACAAAUAGUACUGCUACACGUAUGUGCUAUAUGAACCAGUCUGAUAAACCUCGGGAGUUCAGUACAAAUAGUACUGCUACACGUAUGUGGUGUAUGAACCAGUCUGAUAAGCCUCACGAGUUCAGUACAAAUAAUGCUGCUACACGUAUGUCUAAUUAUGUGGUAUAUGAACCAGUCUGAUAAGCCUCGGGAGUUCAGUACAAAUAGUGCUGCCACACGUAUGUCUAAUUAUGUGGUAUAUGAACCAGUCUGAUAAACCUUGGGAGUUCAGUACAAAUAGUGCUGCCACACGUAUGUCUAAUUAUGUGGUAUAUGAACCAGUCUGAUAAACCUCGGGAGUUCAGUACAAAUAGUACUGCUACACGUAUGUGGUGUAUGAACCAGUCUGAUAAGCCUCACGAGUUCAGUACCAAUAGUGCUGCUACACGUAUGUCUAAUUAUGUGGUAUAUGAAUCAGUCUGAUAAGCCUCACGAGUUCAGUACAAAUAGUGCUGCUACACGUAUGUGGUGUAUGAACCAGUCUGAUAAGCCUCACGAGUUCAGUACAAAUAGUGCUGCUACACGUAUGUGGUAUAUGAACCAGUCUGAUAAGCCUCACGAGUUCAGUACAAAUAGUGCUGCUACACGUAUGUCUAAUUAUGUGGUAUAUGAAUAUACGUGAAGGACGAAUACACAAAUAGCACGUGUUAGUAGACCUGAACCCUAGUUACCGCCCCUGUGCUAACAACACGUCAAUCGGGUCUGGCCUCAUAUGCUAUUUAUGUGAAUUCAGAGGCAUAUUUUAUCAUUGUUUACAAAUGUCUGUGGUCAUUGGCGUGCGUGUGUGUGUGUGUGU